CAGGUCCAAUGGCAGCCAUGGUGAAGUCUGAGUCGCUUGAGAGCAAUGUUUAUCCACAAACGGAACACUGUCACUCAUUCUCCUUCAGUUUCCCAACUCAUAACAUAUUCAAACAGGAAAUCACCUGCACCAAACCUGGAACAAUACUGAGAGCACUUGAAACUAAUGACACAUUCAUGGACCAAAUGGACAAGAAGACAAUGAAAGGGAAAGACAUUGUCAUCAAGAGUUGUAAGGGGUACAUAGUGAAGCACUUUCCAUGUUGGCUGAUCAAAAAGGAUGACAUUCUCACUAUUGACACUGUCACACAUGCCACAGGUGAAACUGCAGGGGACACGGAUGAAGAAACAGACAAUUAUGUAACUUUCUCUGUUGAGACAACAGGAGGGAAAAACAGCAAAUCAAAACCAAUACUUAUAAACAAACAACUUCAGUCCUACGGACCUCUAUGUAUCUAUGCAAAACAGAAGGAGGAAGUGGAGAAGGCUCUACAAAAUGAUGGACGCUUCUCAAACAUUGUGUUUGAACAAAAAUGUCAGCUCUCUGAGCGAUCAACAGGGAGCAAGUUUUCAAUGGGGCAAAUAGCUAAAAAACUGAACGGUCGAAACUUUGAAAUCUGUCUGACAAAAUACAACGAGAAAAUGGCAACUAAGAUGGAAACAUCUGACUCCACAAUAAAACCCCUUGUAACCUCUGAAGGAGACACCACACAGAUGACUCCAUCGAAGCUAAGAACUGAAACAUCAGAUGUAGGGGAGUCCUCUUCGAAAAGAAAGCAGAAUCGGAAAUGCAGUCCCAUGCCAGACCAUGGUGAAAUAUUGAAGAUCCUUCUCAACCAGUUUGAUGGUCUGGUGAAGCAUAUGGAAAGUAGGGGGGAGGACAGCCAGAAGAAGACAUUUCCUGAAGAGUUGCAUCGGAUGAAGCAGGAAUUCGGGAAAAUCAGUCAGAAGUUCUCGGAGGUUCACAGACUGAAGAAAUUGAUUAAACUUGGUGCCGCCGUUUGUCAGGUGAUUGUUGGCGGUGUUCAGGACAAGGAUGGGAAUGUUCAGAGUAUUCAGGGGACAGGCUUCGUGCUGUUUGAUAACUUCAUCCUAACAAAUGCACAUCUGUUUGGUGAAAAUGUCAGAAAAAACAUGCAGCUGUUUGUUGAUGUGUCUGUGAAGUUCAACUACGAAGAUCCGACUGGAUUGGAUGCGAACGUGUUCAAAGUCAAAACCCUGCUGAUCGACUUUGAAUAUGGAAAUCAGAAUAAACAUUACAUGGACUAUGCCAUACUGGAGCUAUGUCCUCUGAAUACGAAAAAACAGAAAAAGGUCCCUCCUGGUCUCCUCCGUGAAUAUGGCAAAGUUCCACCAGGCGGUGGGGCCUGCCUCAUUGGACACCCAAGUGGACUACCGAAACAAAUGGAACCCACCUCCAUCAUUGGCAGUGAGAUAAGAGAGGAGGCUGCGAAUAAAUAUAAACGGGAAAACGGACAUGCAAUCUUCACAAUAAAUGACGAAAUUAAAAAAAAAACAAAAAGCGCUAUCAUGAGGUGAUGCAGGAGAAGGACGACUUUGUGACCUAUAACACCUCCUUCUUCCAUGGAUCUUCUGGCUCUCCAGUCUUCGAUGACCUUGGUCGAGUGUUCGGCAUGCAUACUGGUGGCUUUGCCUAUGAGGAUAAGCGAACACAGAGCACCCAGAGCGUUAUAGAGUACGCCCUCCCACUGCUCACCAUCUUACAGAACUUUGUCAUCCGUUUGAAGGAGGACAACAAUC
Molecule: messenger RNA, 1760 nt
Organism: Coregonus clupeaformis (lake whitefish)
Lineage: Eukaryota; Metazoa; Chordata; Actinopteri; Salmoniformes; Salmonidae
Product: serine protease FAM111A-like
Exons: 2
Coding region: 9-1538 (509 amino acids)
Source: RefSeq, a predicted model, not a curated record